Molecule: messenger RNA, 1837 nt
Organism: Rotaria sp. Silwood2
Lineage: Eukaryota; Metazoa; Rotifera; Eurotatoria; Philodinida; Philodinidae
Source: the annotation of a GenBank genome assembly
UUCUAUUUCUUUUAUAACUAGAGAAUAACGUUGUCAUAAUACUAAGCUUUUUCUUCGCAAAUCAAUAUCUGUCGAUUUAAACGUGAUUCGGUUUUUAAAAAAAAAUCAUUCAUAUUCACAAUUUUAUUAUAAAUAUGAAAAAAUCGCUGGUCUACUAGUUUGUGUAAGACUUUUAAAACAAAAAAAAAUAUUCAACUAAUGUUUCCUUAUGUGAAUUUACAUCAACAAUUAAAUGGUAAUUAGUUAUAAAAAUGAUUUCACUAAUAAUCACACAAUGGAUAUUCGAACACUUGAUAGACAAGAAUUAUUAAAACGCAUUGAUCAUGUUAUUAAUUUGUAUAAAGCAUAUAGUGCGUGAAAUAUUUAUAAAAAUAAAACAAGAAAUUGAAAAUCAUUAUCUAGAAAUUUAUUCUCUUGUAUCAAAGUCUCGAAUGGAUGCUCUUGAAGCAAAUAACUUCUAUUUAUAAUAAAAAUCGAACGGAAUUCUAUAUAUUUGAAUUUAAUUCAUUCGAUUCAAAUGAUAAACAAUUUGAUCUAUUUUAUAAUAAAUUAAAUCAAUUUAUUUCUGAUAUUGAUGUAAAACAGAUUAAAAUUCUUUUGAUCUAUUCUCUAGCAAAAAUUUUAUCAAAUCUUAGAUAAAGAUGUUCAUCGUGUACUUCAUUCACUAUCUCAUUAUUCGCAGAAUAUAUUAAAAUUACUUUUAUGUUAUGAAAAUUUACAUAUACCAUUCUUUGACUCAACUGUGGGCAAGAUGAAUGUAUAAUCGUAUUAAAGCACCUUAUGUGAAAUUUAUUAAACGUACGGAAUUAAAUGAUGAUAUAAUUAUCAAAAACAAUUACAGAAAAUUUUCUUAUGAUUGCAAAUGAUUUUUUCAUUUUAUGAAGUUUUAUAUUUAGGUAUAAUACAUUAUAUCUACUGGCAUGUGAAACCUCCUCCUUUUCCUCCUUUUCCCAUAACAUGUCCUCCUUCUCCUCCUUUUUACAUCGGAAUCCUCCUAUUCCUCCUUUUUAUCACUUAAGUUGUGAAAUCAGUAUUUUCAAUAUUUUAAACAAAAACAUUUUGUGAUUCUACAGUUCAGAAGAUAUUUGAAAUGAUUGAUUAUAGCAAUGCAACAAAAAAAUGUCUUUUAAUUUUUAACGAAGAUCAAUCCGUAUUUCGAGUUUUCGACAAAUUAAAGUGUCAUCUUCACGCAUUAACUGGUAAGAAUAUAUAUAUAUGUUUUUAAUGUGUAACAUCAAAAGGUAAUACAAUUACAAUUAAUUAGAAGGAACAAGAAAGAAAACAAAAGAGACAAAGAACAACAUUAUAUAAUAAUUAUGCAAUAUUUUUCGUUGUUUCUUUUCUUCUUUUUUGCUCCUUUUGACAAAUUAUAAUUAUAUUAUCUUUUGAUGUAAAAUGUUACGAACAUAUAUAUUUUUGUUAAUUUUCCUAUAUGGUCAUUCUCUACCGAUUAAAAACUAUACUCAAUCAUUUCAAGAAAGCUAUUGUUAAAUAACUACAUUCUCGUUAAAGGCCUCUUAACGCGGCAAAAUUUAAUAUUUCAUAGUUGAAAAAAGUAGAUUCAGAUGGCACUCCUGUUAAUCGAUGGCUGAAACAAGGCACAAAACCAUUAUCAUUCAUUUGUACAUUAUGUAAAACCGACGAUUUAUGCUGUGGAAAUAAAUGGUGGCAAUCUAUAGGACGUCCUAUGCAUAAUAAAAAACAUCGUGAUAGUUUAAAAUUGAUAAAAGAAAAUAGUACAUUUGUUGUUCAAGCUGAAUGUGAACAACCAAAAAAGAAAUGUAAGCUAACUGUAGAACCAAUGUUAACCCAAGACGAAAAUACCUAUUGCCAUUAA